This is a messenger RNA of Lachancea sp. 'fantastica', 369 nucleotides long. The record is from the annotation of a GenBank genome assembly. NCBI's taxonomy places the organism in Eukaryota, Fungi, Ascomycota, Saccharomycetes, Saccharomycetales, Saccharomycetaceae.
AUGAUUUUAAAAGAGCAGAUUCUUGCUAAACAAAAAGAACUGAGCGCAUUGAAAAAAAUCAAUGCUCUGACAGACUCUAUGCGCUCGCAGCUGGAUGCGCUGGCGGUUGAAGUUGCUGGUAUGCAUCAAAACGCUGAGAAUGUUGCGCAAGUGAUGCAAAAUUGGGACUCCAUAGUAAGGUCUAUCUCGCAGGCGAGUUUGAGCCUUUUGCAGUACUCAGAAAGGGAUUACGAGGUGGGGGCCUGGAAGCAGGAAACUACUGACUCCGAGCAGCAGACUUCAUCCCAGCAAAACACGGCAGAGGCACCUUUACCAGAGACAUUGGUGAGGAUAAAAGUCGAUAAGGACGAAACAAGUUCGAAUGCUUGA